Emys orbicularis (European pond turtle) is the source of this 1152-nucleotide messenger RNA. It is a transcript of the gene OPRK1, whose product is annotated as opioid receptor kappa 1. Gene Ontology annotation, biological process: sensory perception of pain; neuropeptide signaling pathway; G protein-coupled opioid receptor signaling pathway. Bases 1 to 1152 code for a protein of 383 amino acids. Gene Ontology annotation, cellular component: neuron projection; plasma membrane. The record is from RefSeq and is a predicted model, not a curated record. The transcript has 3 exons. NCBI's taxonomy places the organism in Eukaryota, Metazoa, Chordata, Testudines, Emydidae. Gene Ontology annotation, molecular function: dynorphin receptor activity; neuropeptide binding.
AUGGACCCUAUGGAGCCCCCCGUGCACAUUUUCCGUGAGGAGCCACCCUCCACCUGCUCUCCAGGCCCCUGCCUCCUCCCCAGCAGCAGCAGCUGGCUCCUGGGCUGGGCUGAAUAUGGCAACAAUGCCAGUGGUGGCUUUGAAGACCUGCAGCAGAACCAUACCAACAUUUCCCCAGCUAUCCCCAUUAUCAUCACUGCUGUCUACUCUGUGGUCUUUGUGGUUGGCUUGGUGGGCAACUCUCUGGUCAUGUUUGUCAUCAUAAGGUAUACAAAGAUGAAGACAGCAACGAACAUUUAUAUUUUCAAUCUGGCUAUGGCAGAUGCUUUAGUUACUACAACUAUGCCUUUUCAAAGCACUGAAUACCUGAUGAACUCUUGGCCAUUUGGGGAUGUGCUGUGUAAAAUAGUUAUUUCAAUUGACUAUUAUAACAUGUUUACCAGCAUAUUCACAUUGACCAUGAUGAGUGUUGAUCGAUACAUUGCUGUGUGUCACCCCGUGAAAGCCCUGGACUUCCGCACUCCUCUCAAGGCAAAGAUAAUCAAUAUCUGUAUCUGGCUAUUGUCCUCAUCUGUUGGUAUAUCUGCCAUAGUCCUUGGAGGCACCAAAGUCAGAGAAGAUACUGCUAGUACUGAAUGUUCUUUGCAGUUUCCAGACACUGAUUAUGUGUGGUGGGACAUCUUCAUGAAAAUCUGCGUCUUUGUCUUUGCGUUUGUUAUUCCAGUUCUCAUUAUCAUUGUUUGCUAUACCCUGAUGAUCCUGCGCUUGAAGAGCGUACGACUUCUCUCAGGGUCUCGAGAAAAAGACCGAAACCUUCGUCGGAUCACCAGAUUGGUUCUUGUAGUUGUGGCAGUUUUCAUUAUCUGUUGGACUCCCAUUCACAUUUUUGUGCUGGUUGAGGCACUAGGGGAUGUGCCCCAUAGCACUGCAGCAAUCUCCAGCUAUUAUUUCUGUAUUGCUUUGGGUUACACCAACAGCAGUCUAAAUCCUAUCCUGUAUGCUUUUUUGGAUGAAAACUUCAAGCGCUGUUUCAAGGACUUCUGCUUUCCCUUUAAGAUGAGGAUGGACAGGCAGAGCACCAGCAGAGUCAGAAACACAGUCCAAGACCCUGCUUACCUGAGGGAAGUGGAUGGGACAAACAAACCAGUAUGA